UGACAUGUUUUUUCUACCUCACUCUGUGAAGGAACAAGCUAAAAUCCUGUGGAGACACGGAACGGCUGUUGGGUUUUACACAACCAAGAUGAAAGGCAGCCUGUGUGGUGAUGGCACUGGUACAUGCUACCUGCUGCCCGUCUUUGACACUGUGUUCAUCAGGAGGAAACACUGGUGCCAAGGCUUGGGAACAGCCAUGCUGUGGGACUUCUGUGAGACAUUCCCAGAGGACGAGGCCCUGGGGGUCAGCUGCCUGAUGUCUCCUGCCAUGUACCAAGCACACGCAGGAAAUUCCGAGGAGAACGUGAGCCGUCAUGCGAGGACUUCUCAGAAUGACAGACCCAGAGGGUCUGCCCCUGGAGACAGCAGCAAGGAGAGGAUGCGUGGAGAAGAAUUGGAAGACACAAAGAAUGAUCCAGAGUGUGGAGUGGAAGAGGAGGAUGCCGGGCUGGCGGGGUAG
Messenger RNA from Chlorocebus sabaeus (green monkey), 460 nucleotides. The record is from RefSeq and is a predicted model, not a curated record. NCBI's taxonomy places the organism in Eukaryota, Metazoa, Chordata, Mammalia, Primates, Cercopithecidae.